AUGACUGAAAUCGCUGUCCCAGCCCAGGUCCCUAAUCUGUUGGGAAAACCCAUACUUAGAGAUGAAGUGAAGCCCCGCAGUUCCCUGCAAAGUGUUCAAUUCGACCCAGAAAAGCACCUAAGCUACAAAGACAGCCCAAAAACAUACACUUUAGAGGACUUUGGAAUCGUGUCGGACAGGGCAAUAUCACCCGUGGCAGUGACAGAACCUUUUCCUCUUUUCAGCGAAGAGACAGUCCAGAUUAUGAGAAAAGAGCUAUUCACAAAGGAAGUCUGGGAAAAUUGCGUGGUGAGCACAGAGUUUGCUCACUGCCAGAUUCGAGACUAUGCUGCAAAGUACGCUCCAUUCACGUAUGAUGCAUGGAAGCACCCAAAGACCCUUGAGAUCAUUUCAAAACUUGCUGGUGUGGACCUAGUGACGAAUCUUGAUCUAGAGAUCUCUAAUAUCAACGUUGCUACCCAAGGCUUCGACGACGGAGAGCCAAAGAAGGAAGGAGAUAAUGAUUUACCGGCAACAAAAUGGCACUACGAUUCUUAUCCUUUCGUUUGCGUUGUGAUGCUUUCCGAUACCACGAACAUGGUUGGCGGUGAAACAGCCAUCAAAAAGCCGUCAGGCGAAGUAGUCAGGAUCCGUGGCCCAUCAAGCGGCAAUGCCGUUGUAAUGCAAGGAAGGUGUCUCAACCACCAGGCUCUUGCCGCUCACGGGGGUGUGGAACGCAUAGUAGCCGUGACUUCCUUUCGCCCUCGCGACUCAAUGAUGAUGGACACCUCGGUGCUCACCACGAUCAGGCCUAUUACAGACCAUUCACAGCUGUAUUAUGAAUGGGCAGAAUACCGCACGGAAGUACUCCAAGAUAGACUUCGAGCUAUGUUGAAGGUACUUCGAGAACAGCACCGCGCUGGCCGGAAAACAGACAAGGUCCGUCUGAAAAAGUUCCUAAAGGAACAGGAAGAAUGGUUGGCUCGGACAAACGAGGAGAUUGUUUAG
Verruconis gallopava is the source of this 987-nucleotide messenger RNA. RefSeq lists its product as uncharacterized. NCBI's taxonomy places the organism in Eukaryota, Fungi, Ascomycota, Dothideomycetes, Venturiales, Sympoventuriaceae. The record is from RefSeq and is a predicted model, not a curated record. The coding region runs from base 1 to 987 and encodes 328 amino acids. The transcript is spliced from 3 exons.